Messenger RNA from Epinephelus lanceolatus (giant grouper), 1860 nucleotides. Its product is annotated as zinc finger CCHC domain-containing protein 24-like. The record is from RefSeq and is a predicted model, not a curated record. Gene Ontology annotation, molecular function: nucleic acid binding; zinc ion binding. NCBI's taxonomy places the organism in Eukaryota, Metazoa, Chordata, Actinopteri, Perciformes, Serranidae.
GCGCACAGUCCUGGCUGGAGCCGCUGCUCCUCGCUUCCCUCUGGCAUUCAGGCUUUUGCGCUUCAUGCUUCCAGUGCGCCCUCCCCCGUGCCUGUUGUCCGGUUACUGGGGUCCAUCGGGGGCUCCCCCAGGUGAACACAAGGAUCACACCCAUACAACAGCCCGAACAAGGGGGGAUGACUGAAAGAAGUUGUGUGAUCCAGAAAACCCGGCGGUUCUGACGGUGCUGUUUCCAAGAGGCGCAGUCCUCCAUAAAACAAAAUGAUGUCUGCUAUAGAGACUGGUGCCCCCGUGUACCAACCUGCACAGCUGCUCAACUGGGUCUAUAUGUCUUUGCAAGACACUCAAAGCAGCACUUUCGAUGCGUUCAAAGCCGAGUCGGACGCCGCUCCUCAGGACAUGAGCAUCUCCAAGCGCAGCGCAGCUGAUCUGAGCGCCAACUAUCUCAACAACUUCUUCCAUCUGAGGAGUGAGGCCUUGAACAACAAUUUCUACAAGAGCUCCUCGCCCUACGGGUCCCUCAACAAUAUCGUGGACGGCCUGAGCUCUCUGGCGGACCAUUUCUCAGACCUCUCCCUGUCCCCCGAGACACGCAAGCCCAGCAAAAGACCGCCGCCCAACUACCUGUGCCACCUCUGCUUCAACAAAGGCCAUUACAUCAAAGAUUGCCCUCAGGCUCGACCCAAAGGUGAAGGCCUGACCCCGUAUCAGGGAAAGAAGAGGUGCUUCGGGGAAUACAAAUGCCCGAAAUGCAAGAGGAAGUGGAUGAGCGGAAACUCCUGGGCCAACAUGGGACAAGAAUGUAUCAAGUGCCACAUCAACGUUUACCCUCAUAAGCAGCGACCUCUGGAGAAACCGGACGGGUUAGAUGUAUCGGACCAAAGCAAGGAGCAUCCACAGCACCUGUGUGAAAAAUGCAAAGUCCUCGGCUACUACUGCCGCCGCGUGCAAUAACACACUCCACUCGCCUUACAUACUCCUCCAAAGUUGUGUCAAAAAGGGACGGUUAUAUUUUAAUUACUAAAUAGUUCUAUAGUUAACUUUAUUGUUCUGUAAUGCAUCUAACGGUUUAUUCUCUUUGACACUGUGACUCUCUGUAUAAGAGGCUCAUUUUUUAAAAGAUAUCUAUCAGUGGAGACGAGUACUUUGCAUCUGCUGGGUUCUUGUACCUUCCUCAGUUAUUAUCAUGUGAAUAUUCAUUUUGAAGUCUUAACAAUGAAACUGUGAAUUAAGAAACUUUAGCUCGGUGUCUGCCUUCAUUCACGUCCACCGAGUUGGAACGAAAGCGAAGUUUCCAGAUGAAGAAGAUUCUCUUUUACAUGUUUGUAUAUUACAGAAAUAACUUAAGUGAAAUGUUUUCUGUAUAAAAUAUGCAACAAGUCUUUACUAAGAAGGAUAUGCAGUAUUAGCGUGUAUCUGCAUUAUUAUUAUUAUGUGUAUUAUCAGUACUGGAGGGUACAUAAUUUUUUGAACAUAUUUUUAAGCCAUUACUGUUUUGUUGAUUAUUACACUUUGUGAAGGAAUAUAUUAGCCAACUAACAUUUAUUCUUUAUAAGUACGUGCCUGUAUUUCUGAGGUUUUUCAUUUGUACAAAACUGUAAACCAAUGCAAUAUGAUCGACACCUUUCAUUUCCUCAACAAUAGAAUAAACUACAGCGUGGUUAUAUUUUAGCACACAGUGCUGAGACAGGCUCACCAAAGUGCUUUUAUAUGGGUCAGAGGUUGAAAUGUCUCACAUGUAACAUGAGACAGAAAAGGAGUUUAAAUGUGAAUGUACCAAAGAUCAUGAGGGAUUAAAGGGACAGUUCAACUCAAAAUCCAAAAUACAUAUUUUUCAUAUUACCCAUAGUGCUGUUUAUC